Messenger RNA from Dentiscutata erythropus, 867 nucleotides. NCBI's taxonomy places the organism in Eukaryota, Fungi, Glomeromycota, Glomeromycetes, Diversisporales, Gigasporaceae. The record is from the annotation of a GenBank genome assembly.
AUGUCCUCAAAGAAACGCUCUAGAUUAGCUUGUAUAGAAUGCAGGAUGACGAAGCGAAAAUGCGAAUAUAAUCCUUCAUAUAAAUGUUGCAAAAGAUGUAUGAAGUGUCAUUUAUCAUGUACUUCUCCUCCUGCAAAAAAAAAGCAAAAGCAUGAUAGUUUUUCUCUGGUUCAUGAAACUUCUGAAUCGUCCAAUAUCUCAUCAGAAUACCGAAUUUCUGGAAAGAGACUUUCUUACGAGUCGACUCAGUCAACAGAAAAGGAUAAUCCGAGAUUAUCGAAUACAUGUUCAUGUUGCCGCAGAAAUAAAAAAAAAUGCGAGUAUAAUGGAAUACCGGGAACGUUCAGAUGUGCAAGGUGUAGAGCAAAAAAAAUUCAGUGUUUAUUCCACUGUAUUGAAUGUCAUGAAGGAAGUGGCUUAGAUAAAGCUAUGCAUCCUUGCGUAAAUUGUAAAGCAACAAUGGAAGAUCCACCUGUUGAUUAUAAUUUUGUCGAAGAAAAUAAUAAAAUAUACCUGAAAUUAGAAAAUCAUGACAUUAAAAUCGAAAUUACACAAGAAAAAUUUAAGGACCUUUUAAAACUGCAAAAAUUUGAACACACUUCUCCACCGAGUCCAGAUCAUUCUUUCGUCAUUGACAACCCAUACAACAAUAACAUAUCAAGUAUUAGACCUGACAUUUGUCCCUCAGCUCCACAUCUCUCUGACGAUAGUGCAACAUCCAAUAUUUGCAUUCAACCUAUUAUUUUGCAGGGGAGUCUUUUUACUGAAUCAGACGUUUAUCAACAAACUGUUAAUGUCGAUCAAUUUCUGUUAGAUGGUGACUUAUCGUUAUAUUAUGAUUUAAUUAAUCCUAAUUAUCUUGUGUAG